UAAUUACAAGAAAGAAAUACCCCCUAUCUCAAGCUUACAAUACACUUAGAUUUUUGCACGUUAAACUCUUCUUCUGUAUAAACAGAAACGCCCGUUACGGUCAGAGAUGCAGCAACUCUCGUAAGUUCCUAUUGUUUUAUUAUUGUAGCAACUGUUAUUGUUUUGGGGCUAGGGACUUUUUGUUUCUGUUGUUUGGUCUAUAGUUCCCUUAAAGGGUAUUGAGCCAUUCAUGUGGACCUUACGAGAGCUGCUACAGAGCAAGCGUUUAAGCAUUUGACAUUUUUUUGUAGCAAAGUAUCACCAUCAAUUUAAGUUCGUAAUCAGUGAUAAUUCUUCAUGUCACCAGGUUGGACUAUGGUGUUCAAGGUGGUAUCUGGUAUCCCCGCUGACAUUUAUCAACUGUGGACGUCAGCAGAUUCUUUGAACGAGAACAAAACAGAAGCACUGAACGUCAACUCCUCAGUCAAAGGACAUUACAAGAACCGCUUUGUGCAAAACUGGCAAACCGCGAAACCUAAUGAGGCGCGAGUGGCACUGUACAGCAAUAAUGCGUCCAAACCUGAAGUUCUUUCCCUGGUGUUCAACACCACUAAUUCCAACAACGUGAACUGGUUUUCUAGAGAUCGUCUAACUCACUCACCCUGGACCAAUCUGUUCACCGAACCGCUGCUCACCUUCGAUCUACAAGGAUGUUGCGGAAGAGCCUUCUACAUAACCAAGAGUCAUGGUGGCUGCCCACUGGAUUAUGGAUGGCUCCUGGUGUCUUUCGGCGGUUGUGCUUACGAGUUGCGCUUUCCUAAAACAACGGUUAUGUAUAGUAACCACACAAGCUACACCAACUGGAAUAAUUAUGGAACUGUUGGCAUUGCAGAUACGUUGCUAGUGUAUAUUCGUUGAGACAUUACUGGAUAGUAAGCCUUAGGAUAACACAGCCGAGAGCUGAAUGAUGUAGUUUAUAACUAAUCCUUAUCGAUAGAAUAAUGCUCAGAAUUAAGAUAGAAAUAUAAAAAAAAUUCCCUUCUGAAAUACAACAGUGUAAUUAACGAUUAUUCCACGAACGCGCGUUGGGUAUAAGAUGGUAGAGAGCCAACGAGGCGCGUAGUGAGAGCUGGAAUAAUUGUUUUGUUAAAAACGCCCCAAAAUAUCAAAACUAAACUACAAUAAAAAAUAAUAACGCCCCAAGGACUAAUUUAAUAAUUUGCCAAAACUUCUUGAAGAUGUCUUAGGGUGCGUUCCUUUGGGGUGAACUGGAUCAGGAUCAGAGAUCGAAGAUCACUCGGAUCAUGGUGCAUCAA
Messenger RNA from Orbicella faveolata, 1295 nucleotides. RefSeq lists its product as uncharacterized. The record is from RefSeq and is a predicted model, not a curated record. NCBI's taxonomy places the organism in Eukaryota, Metazoa, Cnidaria, Anthozoa, Scleractinia, Merulinidae. Gene Ontology annotation, molecular function: oligosaccharide binding.